AUGGGCACCGCCUGGUCCCGGGAGGCCGCCGCGUUGCUAGAAUGCGACGUCGAGGAACCACAAGAGCCAUCAUCGAAAGACAUCAACUAUGAAAAAUUCUUCAAAGAUAUUGAUGAACUGAGGGAAGUGAGGAAGCUGUACGACGACGCCGAGGACACCGCGUGUCCAAAAAGGCUGCCCCACGACUUCAAGUGGUGGCCCCAGGACGAACGGGGCGUCUUCAAGGAUGAAGGUAUUCAAUUAGGCUUGGACGGGACGCCCGUGGAGACGGUCGACGAACUUUAUCAAGUUGCGGAGCCCGCGCGGUACCUGUUCGAGACGACUAUCAGUAGUUUCCUGCGGCGCAUGGCCUACGAGGACGACGAGGAAUUGCGGAAGGCGUCGGCAGCGUGUCACUUUGCGUGCGCUUCGUUAAAAGACCGCGGCGCCUGCGCAAGGAAAGCGUCACGGUCUCACGUGUCCAAGGUUUUUGACGUCGUGCGCGGGACGUUAAUUUGUGAUUCGGAGGCGUCGUUGGCGGCGCUGUGCGACGCCAUGGACGACGACGAAUUCGUGAAAGUGGUACGGACGAAGAACCGGUUCGCGCGGCCGGGCGCGACGGGCGUUCGCGAUUUACUAGCGUCCGUCUCCGUUAAUGUUGCGGCGACGCUCAUGCCGUCGAGCAACGCCAAUGACAUCGUAGAGCAAGAGUUACCGACGCUCAUCGAUGAGAAGGGUGAGCUUGACCACGACGCUCUGGAAAGACACGUCACGUCCAAAGUAGCCAAAGAACCGACGGUGGCCCACCGCUGCGAGCUGCGCAUCACUUUGAAACAAUUCGAGGCGUGCGACCGGCGCGGCCUGAAAAGCUACGCGGCCUUCGCCGACUUUUUCGCCGGUUGUCCGUCCAAGAGGACUAGCAUGCUUCGCGCGUCGCGGCACGAGUUAAUACUCGGCGUGCCGGCGAUCGAAGCGACGAAGGAAGCGCUGCUGAAGUGGGGCUUCAACGUCCACGGCCGGUCGGCGGAGCAGCUCGGGAACUUCGCGGAGCUGUUCUGGUUCCUCGGCGAUAGGGAGCCCUGUAUGGAAAUAAGAGAGCGGGCCGCGCUGGCGGCGGCCAUGAAGGCCGGGUCCGUGUCGCGGGACCACGCGACGCAUCUCACGAAUCUAGGUUUGGAACUGGCAAAGCAUAAAAGACAUACGGAGGCCGCGGCGGCGUUGGAGGACGCGUGUUCUACCUGGGAAGACGUCGGCAGCACGGGCAUCAACGCGGGGAAAGCAAUGAAAGUGCGCGCCCGGCGCACGGAGGAGCUGCUGCACGCCGGGGACGUGGCCGCGGCGCUGGCGAACGCGCGGGAGGUACUUAAAGAACAGAGGAACCCGGCGACGCUCCUGGCGCUCGCGCGGUGCCUCCGCCUGUCCCAGGAAUAUAAGGAAGCGGAACCCUUCAUACGGGAGGCGCUUGAUAUUACAAAGGAGAAGCGCACAAAAGCAACGGGCCUCUACGAGCUCGCGUCCAUACUAGUGGGCCUCGGGGACCCCGAGCGCGCCGAGGAGUGCGUCGCGCGCUACGAGGAAAGCAUUGUGUUGUUUGAGAAGCUGGGCGACGACCGGCUGGGCCUGGCCCUCCAGGGCCUCGCGAACGUGCAUCGUAGGAUCGGUGAUUCGGACCGAGCGCGGGACUACCAAGCCAGGGCCGCGGUCUGCCUCGGGCAUGUCUUGGGGAGGGAGCACCGCUACCAGAUCGCCAUGGGCCGCGCCUGCGAUUUAUUGAACGACAUGCCUGAGCCGGAUGAAGAAAAACGCCUCGACCGCGACACCGAGGACACGUUGCGGCGGGAGGUGCGCCUCGAUGCUGAAGAACUAGGCCAGGACCAUUUGCAAACGAGCGAGGCCGUGACGCGCCUCGCGGAGUUCUUGCGAGCCACCGAUCGGCCGGCGAAGGCGCUGCCGCUCUACCGCCGGGCCCUCGCGACGAUCGAAACUAGAUUGGGGCCGAAGCACGCGGCGUGCUGCGGCGCGCGGCGGAAGCUGGGGCGGUGCCUCGCGGCGCUCGGUGAAAAUGAAGAGGCGUCGCGCGUCCUGAAGCGCGCGCUGGAUCUAAGUCUGGCGGCCUUCGGGGAGGACCACGUGGAGGUCGCUCUGGUAUUAUGCCAGUACGCGCAGGUCGUCCUCAACUUAGGAGACGAGGACAAGGCCCUCGGACUGUUUGAAAGGAGCCACGCGAUCCACGCGAAGCGGCCGAAGGCGGAGCUGGGCGACGCGGCGGCGGCGCUGAACGAGCUCGCGGACGCCGUCGAGGCGCGGCGCGGGCCGCGCCGGACGCGCGACCUGUUCCGGCGCCGGGCCAUCGCGAUCGCCGCGCUGGCGCACGGCGAGGCGUCCCUCGAGCAGGCCGAGCCGCUCGAGCGCCUUGCCAAGGACAAGGUCGAGGAGGGGGCCUGGGUCGAGGCCCUCGAGCUGUCGUCGCGGGCGCUCGAGGCGCUGCGGAAGGGCGGCGACGCGAGGCACGUCGCGUUCGCUUUGGAUAGGAAGGCGACGGCAUUGCAGGCCCUGGGCCGGGCGGCCGAGGCCGAGCCGCUGCUCCGGGAGGCCCUCGCCGUCCACCGGACGCAAUCCACAGCCUUCGAGGCCGCGACGGCGGAGACGCACCUCGCGUCGGCGCUGCGCGAGGCGGGGCGCGUCGAGGCGGCCGCGCCGCUGCUCCAUCACGCCAUUGACGUGACCGAGGCGGCGUUGGGCGGCGACCACCCGGGGACGGUGCGGCUCGACCGCGAGGCGGCGCGGCUCGUCGCGGCCUACGCGGCGGCGCUGCCCCCCGACGGCGGCGGCGGGCCGUCGGACGACGACGCGAUUUCGUACGACGACGAUCGUACGGCGUCGGACGCCUCCGACGCCACGCCGGCGGCGCCGGUGGUCGCGGUCGCCGCCGCGGAAACUGCUGGCGACGACGCCGCCGCCGCCGCGAAGCGCCUCGCGGCGCACUACCUCCGGAGCGGGGACGCGCGGCAGGCCGUCGCGCCGGCGCGCCGGGCCGUCGCGCUCCGCGCGAGCGAGCUCGGGAAGGAGCACCCGAAUACGUUGACGAUGGUCGACCUCCUCGGCCGCUGCCUGGGCGCCGCCGGCCAGCUCCAGGAGGCCGAGAGUUUGCUGCGGUUGGCGGCCGGCGGCCUGGCGCGGCACCUCGGCGACGACCACCCGGCCGUCGGCGCGUCGCUCUCGAACCUCGCGGCCGUGGUCCAGAAGCGCGGCGCCUGCGCCUACUACCGGGGCGACUACGCCGACGCGUCGGGCGCGCGCGACUACGCCGAGGCGCUGUACCGGCGGGCGCUGGGCGUCUUCGACCGCGACGCGCGGACGCCGCCCGAGACGACGUUGACCGCGCUGCGGAACCUCGGCGACUGCCUCGUGGAGAACGGCAAGCCGUCGCAGGCGGCGCCCGUGCUCGGGCGCGUGGUCCAGCUCCGCGAGCGUUUGGGGUUGCCGCUCCUGGGCUGCGUCGAGGACCACGCGGCCAUGCUCCACGACGCCGGCAAGCACGCCGCGGCGGAGGCGCCAUACCGGCGGGCCUUGGCAUUGGCUCAGAAAGCUUUCGGUUCCGAGAGCGUCGACGCGCUGCCCGCCCGGGAGAACCUCGCGGCGCUGCUGUGGGACGCCGGGAAGGCGGGCGAGGCGGAGCCCGAGUAUCGGAUUGUACUGGAGCGGCUGGAGGCGCUCGUCGGCGGCGCGCACCCCGACGCCGCGGCGGCGUGCCACGACCUCGGCGAGGUGCUGGUCGAGCUCGGGCGCGGGGACGAGGCGCGCCCGCUCCUCGCGCGGGCGCUGGAGGGCUACGGGGCGUACUUCGCCGCCGACCACCCCGACGUCGUCGCCCUCAAAGCGCGGCUCGCGGGCGACCUCGCGCCGCUCGCGCCGGGCCAGGGGCACCGCCCGCGGUCGACGCAUCGCAAGGGCCGCGGGAGCCGGCGGUCGAAAGCCGUGCCCGCGUCUGGAGGGGUGCCGGAGGCGCCGCGGCCCUAG
This is a messenger RNA of Pelagomonas calceolata, 3999 nucleotides long. Lineage: Eukaryota; Pelagophyceae; Pelagomonadales; Pelagomonadaceae. The record is from the annotation of a GenBank genome assembly.